This is a messenger RNA of Biomphalaria glabrata, 11065 nucleotides long. RefSeq names its product phospholipid-transporting ATPase ABCA1-like. The transcript has 61 exons. The record is from RefSeq and is a predicted model, not a curated record. Bases 232 to 9159 code for a protein of 2975 amino acids. NCBI's taxonomy places the organism in Eukaryota, Metazoa, Mollusca, Gastropoda, Planorbidae. Gene Ontology annotation, molecular function: lipid carrier activity; ATP binding; ABC-type transporter activity. Gene Ontology annotation, cellular component: intracellular membrane-bounded organelle; membrane. Gene Ontology annotation, biological process: transmembrane transport; lipid transport.
UUUUUGUGUUUUUUUUUUGGUUUCUUUUCUUUUUAAAAGAGAAUUUUUGCUCAUGUCUAUUAAUUCUUUUAACUUUAAGAUUUGUAUACUGGUGGUUUUAAUGUCUUUAUAACUUAUUAUAUAGACAGCUACAUAACUAUAUAGCUAUUUACAAAUGUGACGCUUUGGAUAUUCGAAUUGAAAUUAAACAUAACCAAAGAGCCGUCUUUAAACUGAAAGAUUGGAUUGAAGAUGUAUCAAUCUUUAAGUCAACUAUGGCUACUCUUAUGGAAAAAUAUUCUACUACGUCGCCGGAAUCCGAUGGUCCUUGUCAUGGAGUUAAUUUUGCCAGUUAUUCUCCUUAGUCUUGUAACAGUCAUGAGGUUAGGAUCACUGCCUUCAAAAAACCAAGAAUGUCAUUACCAAAAGUGGUCAAUGCCUAGUGCUGGAGUAAUCCCUUUUCUUCAGUCGUAUGUGUGUAACAUAGACAAUUACUGUUUUAAUGAUGUGGAUAGUCUUAAAAGUGUUGAAGUAUCUGCUAAAAGUUUUUCAGCCCUAACACAAGAUGUUUUACCUUUAAUCUCUUCGGAUGAUACUCUACAAAUUCUUACAGUAUCUAAUAAAAGCAGUGGUUUACUCAACUUGUUUAAAAAUGUUAUUGAAGACAAACAGUUGUUAUUUGACAUAGGUGAGCAACUCUACAUAAAAUAUUACAUCAGAAAUGAAACGGAAUUCAAAAACAUACUUAUGAAUAAGUAUCAAAUCUUAACAUUAGAUGAAGUCAAUGAAAUAAUGAUGUCUAAAUUGAAUAUUGCAAAGCUGCUGAAUAUGACAGAGAUUACAGACAUCAAAACUGUUGUCUGCAAUGAUGAGCAGUUUCAGUCUUUCAUCAUUUUCCCAGAAAGCUCAAGAGCUCAGAAUAUUUCUACUGUACUUUGUGAGUUAUAUCUACUCAAUGGAACAGAGCUGAUAAAUGAGGUUUUCCAAAAUGUGAAUUUUUCUUCAGUGAUUAGAGCCAUAAAACUAAUUGAAGAAAUAAAAGAUAAGGGACCAUUGAAAACAAAUUUAACUUUCAUAUUAGAUGAACUGGCUAAGAUGUAUGACAUUGUACGCAAUGAAGAAGCUUUUCUAAGAGCAGUGCAGGUUUUGUUUGAUCUACCAAACGUUAAUGACCUUUUGAACAUUGUACCCUUUUUAGUAGAGAAUAGGAAUGAUUUAAAAGAUUUGAUUGAAUUCACAAGGAAACUAGUGCAUAGUUUGAAUCCCAUCAUGUUUAGUCUGAAGAUGGAUAAUUCAACACUAUGGAUUAUGCUGCAAAAUAUGGCACUGUUAGGGGACUAUUGGCAGGAAAUCAGUGAUGGCACGUGGAGUCAUUCUACUGCAGAUUUUGUCAAGCCUCUUGUUGUUAUUGUGAAUAAUAUAAAUCAACUAUUAGUUGACAACACCAGCACUAUUGGAAUCAACCUUAUUAAGCUGUUAGCUGAUUCAAAUUGGAUAAGUUUUACAAAUGAACUAUCCACCUUCAUAAGAGCUCUAACAGUUAGCAAUGGAAGCACAAUCAACAGUUUAAUUCAACUGGUUGAUUUUGGCCCAGAUUUAACAAAAGCACUUAAUCAAGUUAUAAUGAAUGGCAAUUAUACUGAACUGGAAUUGCUUCUCACCAAAGCUUUUCUAAGCCUCAACCUUCAAGACUCCAUUGGCAAUCUAUUGCUUACGUCAUUCAGAAAUUUAAUUUUAGCAGUUCAAAGUUCAGAGUCUUUUACACUUUUCAUCCAACAGCUGAAGUCUGUGCUACAAAUCACCAGCUUCAGUUUAUCUACUAUGUGCAACAUAGAAGAUCUAUUGAUAAGUCAAACUGACCAAACUGUCAAACAAGCUUUGUACCUGAUUAUUGAAAGUUUGAGUGCUCUGUCAAACAUGUUCAAAAUACUUCCAGAACUUGAUGAUCUAAGCUGUACUUUAUUUAAUAAGACUGGGUUAAAUGUGAUUGGUUUCUUGAAUAAGUUGACUGACAUUGGCUUUUGGAAUGACUUGCAAAAGAGUGUUGCAGAUUUCUCUAACCCAACACUAUCACUAAACUGUUUAAGUCCGGUUGAGGCUGUUACUGUCAUAACUGAAAGUAUUGAUAACACCUUUACAAAAGAUGGCCUUAAUAUAACCAGAGUGAUUCAGUGUUUCAGCCCAAGUGAAGGACAGAUUGUAAAUAUGCUGACAUCCAUUAGCAACUAUCUGGUGCUUCUUAAUGAUUUGGUGAACAUACUUCAGAAACCAGCAGUUGAAACAUUUGUUACUGAUCCUGAUAUAAUACCAUUAUUUGAUCUUAUGCUAGAUAUAGUGUUGUAUAGCUCAAAAGAAAAUGUAGAUGUACGUCCAGCAAUGCUGCAUGUGUCAAAUCUACUCAGAUCUGACAGGAAUAUAACAGAAUUUCUUUUGAAUCUGGGAUUAUCUCAACUUGUGGUGGACACUUUCCUUACUGCAGCUGUACAUACAAACCAAACAUUCUUUCUCCAACAGUCCAUACUUGAUAUAACAAAUAUUUUGUGUAAUCCUCUCAAACUUGUAAAAGUAAUGACACUAUCAGUAACUGCUCAAGUUAGUCUUAUCAACAUCAGCAGCUCUUUCUGUAGCAGUACACCUCAAGGAGUAGUUAUUGCAGAAUAUUUAAAGGAUUCUUCACUGUCUUCUGCUGUCAUUAAUAGUCUCAUAACAUCAUCACCAAGUAAUUUGAUUGAUACAAUCAACUCUGUCCUGCCUGUUGUGAGAGAUCUUUUGAGUGAAUAUUUUGAUGUUAUCAAGUUUUUCAUUACUUCCAUCAUUGAGACCAACAUCAUUGUUUUUCAAGAUAGUUAUAGUGUUGUAGAUCAACUUCUUCAAAACAACACCAUGACUGCUUUGUCUAAUGAACUGCAGCUAUUAAUGACAAAACUUGUUCCAGUAUUUCCUCCUAAGUUUACAAGUGUGACAGUAAUGUCCUCAAUACAAACUAUUUUAAAUGGACUCAUUGAUGCAGACAUUCUAAAAGGAUAUUUGUUGCCUGAAAUUCAAGUCAAAAGUAUGCUAAAAUAUCCAAUGAAUACCACAAAUUAUUUUACAAGUGUUUUAGGAAUUACUGAAAAUGUUGCCCAAGAAAUUUUAAAUGCUGUCUUUUCUUCUGGAAUACUUCAAGGCCUUGCUAAUUACAGUAGCUACACAUGCAAUGAAGUAUUGAAGAGACUUGUGUUUGUUAACGCUACAAAAGCCACUCUUCAGAAUGUCCAAACUGAAAUAUGUGCUUUGAAUACUUCACAAGUUGUAAAGCUUUUAAAUGUUUUAAUCCCAGAGCUUGACAUUAGUGCCCUGAUAUCCAAAUAUGUGUCCUACAUUUCUGCUACAAUGCUUCAACAAACCAAUGUGACAAGUAAGGAGCUUGAAGGAUUGGCUAGCACUGUCAAUAAAGGAGUUAGUAGUUUUGUAGAGACUUACCAACAGCUAAACCAAAGUCAGAGCAAAAUGGACAUAGUGCAACUUUUUUUAGCUUCUUCAAAAAGUAGCAUGACAUCUUUCGACAAAAUAAGUCACAGUCUUUGUGGUAAAAAACUUUCAGGUGUUUCAUUGCUCACAUCUCUUGGGACUAAUCUACCUAUUGUAAAGACUUUGGUUAACUCAAUCCAGACAGAAUUUGCAGGCUUAAAUAAUGAUAUAAGUGGAGCUUGUCAAGAUUUAUUCAAGACCAUCAGUGAUUUAGAAUUAGGAAAUGUUUUGUGGAAUUAUUUGAAACCAGUUUUGUUGGGUAAAAUUCUGUACACACCAGACAAUGAACUUACUAGAACAAUUUUAUCCAAGGCAAAUAAAACUUUUGCUUUAGUUGGAGAAUUAAACAGGAUUGCUAAAGCCUGGGCAGAUCAAGCAGGAAAUCUGCAAGUGUUGCUAGACUUUAUCAAAGACAGUAGCCCAUUUAAAGAUGCCCUUAAUAAUGAGGCCAUUCAAGAUAUUCUUAGAGCAACUACAGGAAUUGAACCAGAGCUUCUUCUCACCAGUUUGUCUACAUUAGAAAACACAACUUUUAGUAAUGACAUCUUGGAAACUUUGCAAUCAGUUGCAGCAACGGUGGCAAAUUACACUUCUUGUAUUCUGGCUGACAGAUUUCAACCUGUGUCCAAUGAAACUGAAAUGGAAAAUAUGGCUUUCCAGUUAUCAAAGUCAAAAACUUUUUUUGCUGGCAUUGUUUUUUAUGAUGUUGAUGAGAGUAACAAUGCAACCAGACAGAAGCGUCAAGCCAGUAAAUACAUAAUACCUAAACAUAUAGGAUAUAAAAUAAGAAUGGAGGUUGAUAGUGUAAUGGACACAAAUUUAUUGAAAGAAAGAAUUUUCACCAUGAGUUCUGAAUCCAGUUUUAUUGAAAAGUUGCUGUAUCUCAGAGGCUUCAUUUUUCUUCAGGAUUUGUUAGAUUCUGAAAUAAUAGAGCUUCAUAAGAAUCAAAGUUUUUCAAGCCCAGCUAUAAAUCUCAUUCAGAUGCCAUUCCCUUGUCAUCGUGCUGAUGGUUUUCAAUAUUUUUUAGGAACUUAUUGUGUGCCGACUAUGUUAUGUUUUGUUUUUCUGAGUUUACUUGCUGUUGCCACUUUCAACUUGGUUUCUGACAAAGAGAAUGGGCAAACUGAGGCCCUUUGUGUGAUGGGAAUGUUGAAAGGUGUACACUUUCUUGCCUGGUUUCUCAGCACAAUGUUUAUGAUGUUAACUGUUGCCAUUAUCAUGGCUGUGAUGCUCAAGUAUACCAACAUCUUCAUCAACAGCAAUUUGUUCAUCAUGUUCCUUCUGAUGGCUUGCUUUAGUCUCUGUUCCACCAUGAUGAUAUACAUGGUGGCUGCAUUCUUCACUCAAACCAGCAUGUCCUUUUUGUUUGCCACAGUUCUUUACUUUUUGCUUUUUUUACCUUUUACCCUUUUUGUUAGUCUUGAGUAUCAACUAACAAGUUGGCAAUUAAUAUUAGCGUCUCUGUGCUCCACUUCAUCAUUUGGUUUUGGCAUAUUCAAGAUUUCAAUUCUUGAGGAACAAAAUAUUGGAAUUCAGUGGUCUAAUAUCAAUGUUUCUUUAAAUGAGCAACCCAGUUUUGCUUGGUCAAUGUAUUUUCUGUUGAUAGACAGCGCUAUUUUUUUCCUUGUUGGAUGGUAUGUUCAAGAAAUUAAACCAGGACAUUAUGGUUUGGGAGAGAAAUUUUAUUUUCCCUUUCAAAUGUCUUAUUGGAAACGUUUUUUCAAAUACAAACUUCCUACUAGAGAAAUGACUGGCAGAAUGACACACACAGAAAGUAAUUGGUAUGAAGCAAUGCCUGCAGAUGUAAAAGUUGGCAUAUCUGUUGAAAACAUCAGCAAAGUAUACAAUAAUAAAAAAGUGUUAGACCAACUAGAUCUACAGUUCUAUGAGAAUCAGAUCACUUCACUCUUGGGACAUAAUGGAGCUGCCAAAACUACUACUAUUAAGAUCAUCUGUGGUUUGCUGAAACCUACUAGUGGUCAUGUGUCUUUCAGCAAUAACUCUUUGUUAGGACUAUGUCCUCAGCAGAACUCUUUUUUUAAUUACAUGACUGUCAAAGAAAACAUGAGGUUUUAUGCAGGAGUAAAAAAUAAUAGAUCUAAAAACAAAAAGAUCAUAUCAUUGGAAAUUUACAGACUAUUGAAAGAGGUAGACCUAUGGCAAAACAGAAAUAUCCCAGCUAGAAACCUAUCAUAUGGCAUGAAACGACGCCUCUGUGUGGCUUUGGCAUUUGUUGGGGGAUCAACAUCAAUCAUUUUAGAUGAGCCUACAAGUGGAAUUGACCCUCACACUCGGAAACAUAUCUGGAAUUUAUUAACAAAAAACAGGACAGGUCGAACUAUUGUGCUCUCAACCCAUCACCUAGACGAAGCAGAUUUUUUAAGUGAUAGAAUUGGAGUCAUGCAUCAAGGGAAGUUAAUUUGCUGUGGUUCUCCCACAUUUCUUAAACAGUCUGUUGGAGGUGGUUAUCGCCUUACUAUAAUGAAGGCAGAUCAGACAAGUUUGAGACAGGAUCAACCACAAGAAAUUAUUGACCUUAGAUCCAAGAGUUCAACAGCAGCAAUUACAACGUUCAUUCAAUCUUUAUGUUCUAAUGCAACUCUUGAAGAGCAAGCUGGAUCUGAUUUGAUCUUUAACUUACCUAAAGAUCACAGCUUGAUUGUACCAAUAGAUGAAUUUUUCAGAAGAUUAGAUCAAUCUGUUAAUCAACUAAAUAUUGGUAGUUAUGGAUUGUCUGACACUUCACUGGAAGAGAUAUUUCUUAAACUGACCAAGUCUGCUGAUCAAGAUUUGAGCAAUAAUACUCAAGCCACUAAAACAAAAGUCCCAAAUCAACAAUCUAGCAGAGUUGACUUUGAUGAUGGACAAUCAAGAACAGGCUCUCUUGAUCCUUUAUGUGAUAUGAACUACAGAAGAACUGGUAUGAAAUUAAAGUUGGUUCAUAUUGAAGCCUUGAUCCUGAAGCGUCUUCAUCAUUAUCGUCGCAAUUGGAGAAUGCUUGUAUUUUCUAUAUUUUUGCCAAUGAGUUUUGUCUUGCUUUCUUUGAUAUUCAACUCAUUUAGACCAGAUGACCUAGACCCCAAGCCACUGCUAUUGGACCCUUCAAUUUAUGGCUCUGGAAUAAAUUCAUUUUACCAAGAUGCAGUGAAAAGUGAUAUGACUAAUAAAUUAGUACAUGAACUAGCGGAUAAUAACAUUGGGUAUGGUGCUGCUUGUAUGAAAGAUUGGCAGCAGAAAUAUUUCAAAACUAACAAGUGUGUGUCCAAGUCUCCAUGGUACAAUAACUCACUGCCAAUGUAUAAAGUGGAAUGUGUAGACAGUCUUCAAACCUUCACAUCACAGUCAACAAACUAUUUGAUUCCAGAAAAACAUGUCCAGGCUGACAAUUUCAUUCAGAAUCUCAAUGAUUGGAGUAUUCCUUCUUUUUUAAUCAACACAUUUGAAAUGUACAAACAAAACAGGUUUGGUGGCUGGUCAUUUGAAAGUUUGGACAAGAAGGAUUCAUUAGACACUUAUGUCUGGUUCAAUACAAAAGGUUAUCACUCAAUGCCAUCUUAUUACAAUGCUCUCACCAACACAAUCCUAAGAGCUCAACUUCCUGAUGGCAGAAACUCUUCAGAAUAUGGAAUCACAGCAGUGAAUCAUCCAAUAAGAUUAUCCGGAAUUCAGUUAAACUUUAAGUCUUUGAUCUCAUAUACAACAGAUUUAGAAGUGUCUCUUCUUAUGCUGGUGGCUUUUACCUUUGUUCCUUGUGGCUGUGUUCUUUUUGUUAUCACUGAAAAAACUAUGAAGGAAAGACAACUUCAGAGUAUCAGUGGCAUGACUAGCAUUACUUAUUGGACAGUUACCUUUAUUUGGGAUAUGUUCAUGUACUGCUGUACAAUUUGUUUGGGAGUUAUUUGGAUUGUGCUCGUGAAGCCAGAUUCUUUUUAUUUGAAAGACAAUUUAGCUGCAUUUUUUGUGGCCAUUCUGCUUUAUGGUUGGUGUAUGAUUCCCUUGGUUUAUAGCGUGAGUCACUGGUUUAACAACGGAGGCAAGGCUUACUUUAGUAUCUUCAUUAGCAGUGUUCUGUUGGCCACUAUUACUCUUGUCUCCUUCCUGACCAUAACAUUUUUUUCUUACAUGACAACUGGAUACAAAGUAUUAAAAUAUCUCCUUCUUAUAGUCCCUCAAUUUAGCAUUGGUCAGGGGCUAACUGACAUGGCAACCAAUACUGCCCUAUAUAACAUUUUUAAAAGAUAUAAUGAAGACAGAUUUGUUAGUCCAUUUAGUACUGAAAUCUUAGGUUGGAAUCUUUUGGCAAUGGCUUUGGAGGGUGUUAUUUUCUUUGUAUUAAAUCUUCUUCUUGAUGGUGUCCGACAGCCUGUUUUGAGUCUUGAUCAAGAAAGCAGUUUACUUGAGCAGACUUUGUCAGAAGAUGAGGAUGUUAUUAGAGAAAAAGAAAGAAUUCAACAAGGAUUAGGAAAUGAUUUGCUGAUUGUUGAUAAUUUAUCAAAGGUUUACAAAAAAAAUGGAAGAAAGUUUUUUGCUGUUAAUCACAUUAGCUUUGGUGUGCCCGAAGGACAGUGUUUUGGUCUUCUUGGUGUUAAUGGAGCAGGAAAGACAACUACUUUCAGAAUGUUAACAGGGGAUUGUCUACCUUCAUGUGGAACAGUUAUUCUUAAAGGGGAAAGACUCUCAAAGAAAGAUACACAUUUUGGACAAAAUGUUGGUUAUUGCCCACAAGAAGGAGGACUUGAUGAAUACUUGACAGCAGAAGAAAUGCUUUACUUUCAUGCUCGUCUACGUGGACUCCAUCCAUGGCAGACUGAAAUACUUGUAAAUGAGCUUCUGGUAGAACUUGGCUUAACUCAGUAUGCACAUAAAGCUGUACAUACUUACAGUGGAGGAACCAAACGAAAAUUAGCUUUAGGAGUUGCUUUGCUGGGUCAUCCACCAAUCGUAUAUUUGGAUGAACCAACAACUGGUAUGGAUGCUGCUACUAGAAGGUUGGCUUGGAAAUGUAUUGAAAAAGCGACAAGAAAUGGACAGUCAGUUAUACUGACAUCUCAUAGCAUGGAUGAAUGUGACACCUUGUGUUCAACUCUAGCCAUCAUGGUGGAUGGUGAGAUCAAAUGUAUAGGAAGUCCACAGCAUUUAAAACAUAAGUUUGGUGAUGGAUAUAUUGUGACUAUUCACAAAGGCAAUAAACUAUUAACAGAUAUAUGUCAUGACUUUGUAAACAGAUUUACAGGCUCAGAAGUUAUAGGCAAACAUCACAGUUGUGUCAAACUUCAAGUUCCUUUUACCUCCUUUUCUCUUGCUAAUAUUUUGACAUAUUUACAAGCUGCACAAGAAGUUCAAAGUAUCAGCUUCUAUUCUGUAACUCAGACAACAUUAGACUCAGUUUUUAUUAAAUUUGCACAUGAACAAUCAACAGGCUAUGCAAAUAACAUUUCUGACAAACAUGAAGCCUCCAAAUCAUCCAGUCAACCUUCAUCAUCAGACUCUGGCUCCACAUUUUCUAAGGAAGUCUCCACAUCAGUGUCCAAUAGUGAUUUGGAAAAUUUGUCUGGCUUUAAAAAUCCAGCAUUUCUUGGACACAUUAGCACUAAGGUAGAAUCGUCACCAGCUGAUACUAACAGUAGGAGACGAUACGUUAGCAUUAUCCCCAUUAAACCUCAGAAGUAGAACAAUAAUUAGUAUUAAAAUCUACAGACACUUUCCUCUUCUGCUGUACCUGAGAUUAUAAUAACUGGAUAUUGUGAAGAAAAAAAGAGAGAGACAGAAUGAAAACACCAAUAUUUUAAUUGUUUUAAAACUGAGUUUAUGUAAAUCUCCAUUUUGAAUGUGAAGAAUAUCAAACUUGUAUAUAUCAGUGCUCAUUUUGUUGUAGCUUUUAGUCUUUGUUCGGAAUAGUAUGUUAUUUUUAAUUGGAGUUUAUUAAUUGAUAUUGCCUUAUCUUUUGUAAGAAUGUUGUAAAUAAUUGUUAAACUAUUUAUUAAUAUUUAACAAAUUAAUAAUGUUCAUAGAAGCUUUAAAAAUCAACUGAAUUUGGUCACUUUCUAGUAUCAUUUUUCAAAAAUGAUUUAAAAACAUUUCUCUGAAUUCUGAGUUUACUCUAUAGUAAUGGUGACUUCUAAGAUUUAAAAGUAGUUGUCACUUACCUUCAUAACUUCUGGGGAAGGCAGGGAUUGGCAAUCAUUGAGUAUCUUUCCACUACAAACUUUUUAUGUAUCACAUGUUUUUCUUCGCAAGCAGCAUAAUGGUGAUAAUGAAUGUGAUAUUAUUAUUGUAGUGAUAUUUGAAUCUUUUUUUAAUAUGGUAAGACUAGAUCAAUAAAUUUGAUAUCUACUGGUUAAUUUCUAGUUUGAAUGACAAUUGGUCCAUUGUUAUAUAACAAAAAUAGACCGCCGGUGAACAAUGGCUUUGUCAGCACAAGAUGUGAAAGAAUAUAUGCAUGUCACAACUGGGUUUGCAUAAUCAUGUGAAACACUGCACUCAUCCUUAAUCUUCAGAAUCGAAGACAAUUAAAAUUUUAAAAGAUAUAUAUAGAUAUAGAUAGAUAUAUAUAUAUAGAUAGAUAUAUAUAUAUAUUUUUUAUUUUUUUUUUGUUAACCAAACCAAAUACUACAAAAAUUAUUUUUAAUGUUUCAAUAUUAUAAUGAAAUGAUCUGUAGUCAUUUUUCGACUGAAGGCGGCCAUACAUAAUAGAUAACCUUGGUUAGGCCAAUAAUAGAAUAUGCAUCCUCCGUUUGGGACCCCUCAACUCAAGAAAACAUUAAGAAACUGGAACAGACACAAAAUAGAGCAGUGAGAUUCAUAACAAACGAAUAUUCACAUUUGACUAGAGUAACACCUUUAGUAAAAUCACUAAAUUUAGAAAGCCUUCAGGACAGAAGGCUCAAAAGUAAAGUAGCAAUCAUACAUAAAACACUGAACCAUAAUCUUCAAAUACAAAAACAAAAUUUAAUAAAAUACUCUGAAAGACACAAAGAUAAAGGCACAUUCCUCGUCCCAUAUGCUAGGACAAAUUUGUACAAAUACUCCUUCUUCCCUAGUGCUAUUAGAGCAUGGAAUGGGUUGCCUGAGCUAGCCAGGAAAACCAGUGACUUGGCAGAAUUUAAGUCAUUGGUUAAUAUGCAUGACUAAAUGCAUGACGCGUAGGACGUAAUCAUCUUCUUUUUUGAAGUAACGUCUGUAUUAUAUAAGAUAAGAAGAAGAAGAUAAGAUCAUGUUUUUUUUUAAAGUUUUUAACAUGCUUGUGAAAUACUUUAAUAUUUUUUACAGUCAUGUAUGGAGGCGCGGUAUUCUAUAUUAAUAUAUUUUUUGUAAAUCUGAUGUAUUCUAUAUUAAUAUAUUUUUUGUAAAUCUGAUGUGUUUUUUUGUCUCUCUACUUGUUAUACUAUUUUGAAGGCUGUAAUAAUUGUUGUAUAUUACAUUGAUUUAUCUUUUUUUACAUCAAAAUUUAUUGAAACUUGAAAUAUUUUAAAUUUCAUUAUAACUAUGAAACUAUUGUUCCUAGAUCUUUGGUGUUUGGCAUCAAAUAGUAUUGGAUACAAUUAAUUUUUUUAAAUAUUAAAUAUUCUUCCAACUA